GUCGAGGAAAGCGGGAGAUGGCUGGCACCUUUGGACUCAUCCACGCCCCCUGAAUUACCCGUUGUUCACGUCGCACAUGUGUAGCGAGCGCUCUGAAGUAAUAUAAACUUCCUCUUCGGCCCUUUCUUCUUGCAUCGUUACUCCACCGCUGGAAAUCCGCAGCUUCUCCAUCCGUCAUCCCUCACGCUUCAGCAAUCAUGGUCGAGCUCCGCAAGCGUAAAGCUCCCCCUCCUCCACCACCGCCACCCGCCAAGAAGAAGGCCACGCCCAAAGCGAAGGCGGCGGCCAAAGCAGAGCCAAAAGCGGAGCCGAAGAAAGCCAAAGAGUCCGCCGCCGCCGCUCUCAUCCCCAAGCCGAAUCCGGAUGCGCCCAAGAUCUUGCUGGGCUAUACACUGUCGCUCGAAGGCUUCGGAGGGGAGAUACAGACGCAUGAUGAGAAGAAGGUGACGCUCGCGCAGCUGGUUGAGAAAAGCAAGGCCGGGGUGGUGCUGUUCACGUACCCCAAAGCCAGCACUCCCGGAUGCACGACCCAAGCGUGUAUGUUCCGCGACGAGUUCACCCCACUCACCGCCACUGGCCUCGACAUCUACGGCCUCAGCAACGACCCGCCCAAGGCCAAUACAUCGUUCAAGAACAGGCAGAUUCUGCCGUAUACACUCCUCUGCGACCCGGAGAAGACGCUUAUUGAAGCAAUUGGAUUGAAGAAAGCACCGAAUGGAACUGCUCGAGGUGUAUUUGUGGUGAACAAGGACGGCAAAGUGCUUGCUGCCGAGCCCGGAAGUCCAGGCCGUACGGUUGCAGUGGUGCGGGAGAUCGUGGAGCAGAUGGGCGGGAAGGUUGGAGGCGGAGACACAAAUGGCGUGCAUAAGGCGACGGAGGAGAAGAAGGUCGCUGAAACCGCGGCUGAGGUUGCUGACUCUGCUGCGGCGCUUGAUAAGAGCAAGACUUCCACUCCUCUGCCGGCUUGAGGAGGUAUGCUUGCUCCAAUGUUGUGUGGUUGUGUUGAUAGCUUCUGCAGAGCUACGAAAAGUCAU
Molecule: messenger RNA, 1034 nt
Organism: Neohortaea acidophila
Lineage: Eukaryota; Fungi; Ascomycota; Dothideomycetes; Mycosphaerellales; Teratosphaeriaceae
Product: thioredoxin-like protein
Exons: 2
Coding region: 198-968 (256 amino acids)
Biological process (GO): cell redox homeostasis; cellular response to oxidative stress
Cellular component (GO): cytoplasm
Molecular function (GO): thioredoxin peroxidase activity
Source: RefSeq, a predicted model, not a curated record